AUUAGAAAUUACAUUCAUUUGGCGAUUGCACUUUUAGUUUCUGUGAAUCGUUUGUCGCGACCAACCGAAUAACCCAGGCAGGAUACCUCCUACAAACAACAACAAAAAACGCUGUGAUUGGCAAUGGCAGCUCCAGUGCUGUGGCAGAACUUCAAGGUGUUCCUCACCAGGUAUCCGAUAGCGAGGGGCAUGAUAUCGUACAGCCUGAUUUGGCCCUCGGGCAGCCUCAUCCAGCAGACAUUCGAGGGCAAGAGCUGGGGCAACUAUGACUGGUGGCGUGUGAUGCGCUUCAGCAUGUACGGUGGCCUCUUCGUGGCACCCACACUGUAUGGAUGGGUUAAGGUGUCCAGCGCCAUGUGGCCGCAGACCUCACUGCGCACGGGCAUAAUUAAAGCGGCGGUGGAGUCCAUUUCGUACACACCGGGUGCCAUGACCUGCUUCUACUUCAUCAUGAGUCUGCUCGAGUCCAAGACGGUCGAGGAGGCUGUCUCUGAGGUUGGCAAGAAGUUUCUGCCCACCUACAAGGUGGCUCUGUCAGUGUGGCCGCUUGUUGCGACCAUUAAUUUUAGCCUCAUACCAGAGCGCAACCGAGUGCCGUUUAUUAGCGCCUGCAGCCUGUGCUGGACGUGUUUUCUUGCCUACAUGAAGCAUUUGGAACACCACGAGGUGGAUGUAGCCAUUUAG
Messenger RNA from Drosophila subobscura, 684 nucleotides. Its product is annotated as protein sym1. The transcript is spliced from 5 exons. NCBI's taxonomy places the organism in Eukaryota, Metazoa, Arthropoda, Insecta, Diptera, Drosophilidae. Gene Ontology annotation, cellular component: membrane; cytoplasm. The record is from RefSeq and is a predicted model, not a curated record. The coding region runs from base 124 to 684 and encodes 186 amino acids.